Molecule: messenger RNA, 655 nt
Organism: Debaryomyces fabryi
Lineage: Eukaryota; Fungi; Ascomycota; Pichiomycetes; Serinales; Debaryomycetaceae
Exons: 1
Biological process (GO): transmembrane transport
Molecular function (GO): transmembrane transporter activity
Source: RefSeq, a predicted model, not a curated record
AUGACAAGUUCAGAAUUUCAAGAUAAUAGUUCAACUACUAUUGAUGAUGCGAGUAUCAAUAGCGACAAAGUGAAUAGAUAUGAAGGUGAUGAUGCAAAACCAAACUCACUCAGAAGCAGAAGUAACAGUAGAAGCGAAGACAAGGAAAGCUUGGAAAGGUUAAUUACUAAUAACAGAGGUGUGGAAAGAAUUGUCACAGAAUUAGAAGAAGGUGCAGGUAAAUUAGGUGAUUUAGAAGAGCCUUACGAUAUAAAAAAAAUAGAGACCCACCCAGAUCCUAACUCCACUCUCAAUGAGCAGGAUCCAUGGAAAUAUCCUGUUGACCAAGAAACUGGCAUAAGAUUAGUGACAUUUGUGCCCGGUGAUGAGAAAAACCCAAUGAACAAAACAAAAACUAUGAAAUGGAUUUACACAGCAGUUUUAGGUUCAAUUUGUUUCGUUGUUGCUUUAGGUUCUGCUAUUGUCACAGGUGAUAUUGGUGGCCCAGUAGAAUACUUUCAGGUUAGUGAAGAAGUUGUUAUUUUAGCUUCGGUUACCAUGUUUGUUCUUGGUUUUGGAUUUGGACCAUGUGUAUUUGCACCUGUUUCAGAAGAAAUUGGUAGACAGCCAGUUUACGUCGUGACAUUAUUCUUAGGAGUUAUAUUUAUUAUUCCUU